AUGAAAGUUAACUAUUUUCCAAAACAAGACAAAAGUGGUUUUUGUCAACCAUGUGUGUCAGUAGGAAAUGUGGGACAGCUAGCGACAGAUUUGAUAAUUUCAUCAUUAAAUCUGGAAAAGGUUGGAAUUAUUUAUCACAGUAGUAUAUUGCCUGUCAUUGGUAAUGAUCCUUAUACUCAGUUUUCUCAAAACAACUGUAGGUUAACAACACCUUGUGAAGUCUAUGAAAAUAGUUCUCAAGAUUUAGUUGUCUUACAACAGAGAUCACCAUUAAUAAAGGGAAAGAAAGAAGAAUUUGUUACCUGGCUAUCAGAUUGGAUAAAAGAAAAUAGAUUUAAACAAAUCAUUAUUCUAACAAGUAGUUUUGCUCAUGAAAGGGUUGACUCUCAAAUAUUUGGAUGUCAGCUUCGUAUUUUAAUGUCAAAAUCUGUUGAAGAAAAAAAUGGUAAAUUGUUUUUGGAAACCUUGAAAUGGAAAGAAGUAGAAAAGAGACAUGGUGAUGAAAUGACAGAUUCUAUAUUUUUACCUGGUAGUGGUAUGGCUAAACAGUUAUUUCAUAAGUGUUCAGAGAGUUCUGUAUUGAUGAUGUCAUUGUUUUGUUCAGAAGGUGAUAAUAUACAAGACUCUAUAACCCUAUGUAAUUGUCUGAAUUCCUGGUUACAUCUGAUUGGACCUUCAAAAAAUAUUCACACUUGGAAAACACCAGAAUCAUGGAAAUUAGUUUAUGGCAGCCAUUUUGAUCAAACAUUGUUUCACUGA
Lottia gigantea (owl limpet) is the source of this 759-nucleotide messenger RNA. RefSeq lists its product as hypothetical. Bases 1 to 759 code for a protein of 252 amino acids. The transcript has 7 exons. The record is from RefSeq and is a predicted model, not a curated record. Gene Ontology annotation, biological process: proteasome assembly. Gene Ontology annotation, cellular component: nucleus; cytosol. NCBI's taxonomy places the organism in Eukaryota, Metazoa, Mollusca, Gastropoda, Lottiidae.